Messenger RNA from Candidozyma auris, 1266 nucleotides. It is a transcript of the gene CMK1, whose product is annotated as protein kinase. Gene Ontology annotation, molecular function: calcium/calmodulin-dependent protein kinase activity; ATP binding; calmodulin binding. The coding region runs from base 1 to 1266 and encodes 421 amino acids. The transcript has a single exon. The record is from RefSeq and is a predicted model, not a curated record. Lineage: Eukaryota; Fungi; Ascomycota; Pichiomycetes; Serinales; Metschnikowiaceae. Gene Ontology annotation, biological process: protein phosphorylation; cellular response to oxidative stress.
AUGAGCCCUGAGCCAGACGUGUGGCCUCCCUUUCAGGCACCGAAGAUCAUCCGCUCGAGCUCCCAAGACGCCAACAAAGAAUGCCCCUAUGUGCUCUCGAAGAAGGUCUUGGGCACAGGGUCGUACUCCAAGGUCUAUGAGUGCAGAAACACAAAAACGGGCGCCCAUUACGCCGCUAAACAGUACGAGAAGAGGCUUAUCUACGGGAUGGAAUCGCUGCUCCAGUCUGAAUUUCAGAUAUUGAAGCAGGUGUCCUUUGGCCACAAGAACAUCCUAUCACUCAUAGACUACUUUGAAACACAGAACCAUCUCUACUUGGUGACGGAUCUAGCCCUUGGCGGCGACCUUUUUGACAAGAUAUGCGAAUCCAGGGAAGGCAAACUCUCUGUGCGGGACACGAGGGACGUCUUGUCAGCAGCGCUUCUGGGGUUAAGCUAUCUACAUUCCCACAAGAUUGUCCACAGAGAUAUCAAGGCAGAAAACAUUGUCUUCGCGUCGAGCUCUUCAAAGCCUCUGCUGUUGCUUCUUGCAGACUUCGGACUUGCCGUUUUGGUGAAGGACAAUUAUUACCAAGUGCACGAGCAGGGAGGAACAUUGAGCUACAUGGCGCCCGAGUGCUUCCUUCUGUGUGCUUGCAGCUUCCCUGUUGACAUGUGGGCCGUUGGAGUUCUUACGUACUACAUGCUUUGUGGAUAUAUGCCCUUUGAUUGUGAUAGUGAUGAGGAAACAAAAGAUCUCAUCAGUAAAGCCGAUUUUAUCUUUGAGCCAACUGAAUAUUGGGAAGGCGUUCCAGAAUCUGCCAAGGACUUCAUUGCAAACUGCUUCAUUCUUGACCCCGAGAAACGAAUUACGGCGUCCGAGGCGUUGAACCACCCGUUCGUCGUAAAUGCUCCUCUUGCCAGGUCUUCCUCAAAUAAUAUUUCAAAAAUGCUUCAAGCAGCUGUAUGGAAGCUACACAGCCUUCAAAAUAUGCAAUCCCAAACGAGCUCAACGCAACUUACCCAGGGUCCCAGCAAGGUCUCAUCGGUGCUGUCAAGGCUCUCAUUGAACAAUCUUCCUUCGUCCUCAAUUGCAUCACCCUCAAUCGAUCGUCUUCUUGGAGAAAGGUGUUAUUCGCCACAUAUUGUAUCUAGUUUCUGUACCCCUGUCGGCUCGAAUCAAGUCUCACCAGUUAAUUCUCUGACACAUUUACGAACUCCUGAGUUGGAGAAGUCUCGCAUGGCCUUUAUUCCUUCGGGAAAGAAUAAGGCUACUUUCAUAAUAUAA